AUGGCUACAAAUUCUAUCAAACUUUUGGCACCCGAUGUCCACAGAGGACUAGCAGAGUUGGUGUCGAAAAGAUUGGGUGUCCAAUUGACAGAUACUGUAUUGAAGAGAGAUCCUACGGGUGAAGUUUCAUUCUCUAUAGGUGAAUCGGUCAGAGAUCAGGACAUAUUUAUAAUUACACAGAUUGGAUCCGGUAUCGUCAAUGACAGGGUUUUGGAACUCCUAAUCAUGAUAAAUGCCUCCAAGACAGCAUCUGCAAGAAGAGUCACCGCAAUAAUCCCAAAUUUCCCGUAUGCUCGCCAAGAUCGAAAAGACAAAUCUCGUGCUCCAAUCACCGCAAAGUUAAUGGCAGACAUGCUAACUACCGCUGGUUGUGAUCAUGUUAUCACAAUGGAUUUACACGCCUCACAAAUACAAGGGUUUUUCGAUGUUCCUGUAGAUAACCUGUAUGCUGAACCCAGUGUGGUGAGAUACAUCAAAGAGAACGUCAACUACAAGGAAUCUAUAAUAAUCUCUCCCGAUGCAGGCGGAGCGAAACGUGCGGCAACCUUGGCCGAUCGUUUAGAUUUAAAUUUUGCUUUGAUCCAUAAGGAAAGAGCUCGUGCCAAUGAGGUCUCCCGUAUGGUCCUCGUUGGUGAUGUUACGGAUAAAAUUUGUAUCAUCGUUGAUGAUAUGGCUGAUACCUGCGGUACUUUAGCAAAAGCGGCUGAAAUAUUACUUGAGAAUCAGGCUAAAUCCGUUAUUGCCAUCGUUACACAUGGGGUGUUAUCAGGAAAAGCUAUACAAAAUAUAAACAAUUCAAAGCUUGAUAGAGUUGUUUGUACCAAUACAGUGCCAUUUGAGGAGAAGAUGAAAGAUUGUCCUAAACUAGAUGUCAUCGAUAUUAGCAGCGUUUUGGCAGAAAGUAUUCGCAGAUUGCAUAAUGGUGAAAGUAUAUCUUAUCUGUUUAAGCACUAUCCUCUAUAA
Messenger RNA from Zygotorulaspora mrakii, 963 nucleotides. It is a transcript of the gene PRS3, whose product is annotated as ribose phosphate diphosphokinase subunit PRS3. Gene Ontology annotation, molecular function: magnesium ion binding; ribose phosphate diphosphokinase activity. Bases 1 to 963 code for a protein of 320 amino acids. Gene Ontology annotation, cellular component: ribose phosphate diphosphokinase complex; cytoplasm. The record is from RefSeq and is a predicted model, not a curated record. Gene Ontology annotation, biological process: regulation of cell size; ribonucleoside monophosphate biosynthetic process; 5-phosphoribose 1-diphosphate biosynthetic process. Lineage: Eukaryota; Fungi; Ascomycota; Saccharomycetes; Saccharomycetales; Saccharomycetaceae. The transcript has a single exon.